Prinia subflava (tawny-flanked prinia) is the source of this 2148-nucleotide messenger RNA. It is a transcript of the gene HNRNPDL, whose product is annotated as heterogeneous nuclear ribonucleoprotein D like. Gene Ontology annotation, molecular function: poly(A) binding; poly(G) binding. The record is from RefSeq and is a predicted model, not a curated record. The coding region runs from base 147 to 1052 and encodes 301 amino acids. Gene Ontology annotation, cellular component: nucleoplasm; chromatin. Lineage: Eukaryota; Metazoa; Chordata; Aves; Passeriformes; Cisticolidae. The transcript is spliced from 8 exons. Gene Ontology annotation, biological process: regulation of gene expression.
GAGGGCGGUGCUGAUUGGCUGCCGACGCGGGUAUAUAAGGGAGACGCAGGCGGUGCCCGGAUCUCUUCCGCCGCCAUUUUCUGCCGGGCGCAGGUCUCCGCUGUCUCCGCCGCUUGCACGAGCACCCCCGCCGGCCUCGCCUCGCCAUGGAGGACGCGACCGAGAUGAGCGGCGGCCAGGAGGAGUUCGCCGAGGGCUCCAAGAUCAACGCGAGCAAGAACCAGCAGGACGACGGGAAAAUGUUCAUCGGAGGCCUCAGCUGGGACACCAGCAAGAAGGACCUGACGGAGUAUCUCUCGCGGUUUGGCGAGGUUGUGGAUUGCACAAUCAAAACUGACCCGGUCACUGGAAGGUCGAGGGGGUUUGGGUUCGUGCUUUUCAAGGAUGCUGCCAGCGUGGAAAAGGUGUUGGAACUGAAGGAACACAAACUGGAUGGGAAGUUAAUAGAUCCUAAAAGGGCAAAAGCACUGAAAGGGAAGGAGCCACCCAAAAAAGUAUUUGUUGGUGGGCUUAGUCCAGAUACAUCUGAAGAACAGAUUAAGGAGUACUUUGGUGCUUUUGGCGAGAUUGAAAACAUUGAACUUCCCAUGGACACAAAGACAAAUGAAAGGAGGGGCUUCUGUUUUAUCACAUACACAGAUGAAGAGCCAGUAAAGAAGUUGCUAGAGAGCAGAUACCACCAAAUUGGUUCAGGCAAGUGUGAGAUCAAAGUAGCACAGCCCAAAGAGGUGUACAGGCAGCAGCAGCAGCAGCAGAAAGGAGGGAAAAGCAAUUCUUCUGGUGGACGUGGAGGCGGACGGGGGCGUGGACGGGGUCAGGGACAAAACUGGAACCAAGGAUUUAAUAACUAUUAUGAUCAAGGCUAUGGGAAUUACAACAGCGCUUACAGUGAUCAGAGCUACAGUGGCUAUGGAGGCUACGACUACUCUGGGUACAACUAUCCCAAUUAUGGAUAUGGGCCAGGAUACACAGAUUACAGUGGCCAACAAAGCACAUAUGGGAAGGCGUCCCGUGGCGGCGGCAACCACCAAAACAACUACCAGCCGUACUAAAGCAGUACCUAGUACCUGACCAACAGCGGGAACUUCAUUGCAGGCCGUGUGUCACCCUGACCACGUCUAUCUCUGGGGUCGCACGUUGCAGGCAGAGCGCAAGGCAUACACCAGAAAACGCUGUCCUGUGGUAUGGUCUCUUCCAACUUCAUGUACCAGCGUAAAGAUUAAAGUGGAAAACUUCAGACUUUGGCUUCUUUUUUUAAUCUUUUUUGGAGAUUAAGUGUCUUUAACUUAAAUGGUUUUUUACAGGAGUUAAAGUACAUAAAUGCCUUUACAGCUUAAUCAUUUGAUCUUCUGUUUAGUGUUGUAUUUCAAUUGUGGAACCUCAUUUUAAAUGUGCAUUCUUUAAGAUUUUAAUGCUUGCUUUUUUCUUUUUAUAGCUAAUAGUGAAAUCUGCAAACCAAAACGAACUUUUAAAUCUGGAUAAACAUUAAAGAUCAUAUGCAUAUGGACUGUCUCUACUAAAAUGACCUGACUUGUGUUGCACAUAAGUCACUUAGUUGUAUAAACAAAUAAUCAGAAAGCCUUUGGCAGUGUUUCCCGUGGAAAAGAAAGUGAUCCAGAGCCUGCCUACUUACCUAAAUUGGAUGGUUGUUGUUUUGGAGCAACCUCCUAGAUGGGCUCAAUGGCAAUAUUUGGAAAAAUAAAUUACUGAUGGGUAACUAAGCAAACCUGUUGUGUUACCUUCAUAAAUAUGCAUAUGAUCUUUAACAGUGAAGAAAGGAAUAUAUAGAAGACUUAAAGCAGUUCAUGAAAAUGGACCUUUUAACAAUCCUGUAGUAACUGUCACAGAUCUGACAUGCAUUUUGUCUUGAUUUUUUAGGUAGAGAUACUGCAACAAAAAGCCAUCUUGCAACGCAUCGUGAGUCAAUGGAGGGUGGUCUUCGUGAGAUGAAAUGACUAUUUUGUAAAAGACUUUUAGUGUAUGACACAACUGUGUCCAACUGUACAUAGCGUCUGGCUAGUUUUCUUUUAUGGUUUUUACUUUCUUUUUGCCAUUCAUGUUAUGACACAGCGUGGACUUGUGUUUAUACAAACUUUAUUUGUAUAAUUUCACGUUAAAAGAUUCUCUAAUAAAUGCUUACGUAAGUGA